AUGAGGGAGAAGAGGAUGCAAAUAGGGCUGACGUCACAAAGGGAGGUCCCAUUCAUCCUUUGGAACGUUCGGAAAACUUUUGGAGUCGGAAUUCUGUGUAACAAUAUUCGGAACUUUCCCCAGGAGACGAGGGAGUCGUGCGCCGUGCUGGCUUCCAUGGCGCCGGAGCGCGGGGGUGAUGGGCGCUCGCUGCUCCCAGAGGAGCCGCCUUGCAGCACCGAGGGGCUGCCAAAGGCUUUCUUACAAAGUUUGCGGACCCUCUUCGACAUCCUAGAUGAUCGCCGGAGGGGCUAUGUGCACCUGCGGGAGAUCGAGUCCCGCUGGCUCCAACAAGGAACCGAGGCCAGGGAGUUGCCGCGGGGUGUCUUAGAAGGGCUACGCCGAGCCGCCCCGGCCAGCGGCUACCUCACCUUCGAGAGGUUUGUGCUGGGAUUGCGAGCGUCUCUGCUCACCUCGGACAAAAACCCCAGUCCGGCGAUCGGUUGCAACAGCAAGGGCCCAGGACUCAGAGAGGAAGGCAAAGCUCCCGUUGCAGAGAACGGAUUGGGAAGAGGCGGAGGCGCUUCUCGAAGCCUGGAAAAGAUCCCCCACUCUCGGGUGGAACCGAUCCAAUGCAAGAGAGAGGCAGGAGAUAUUGGCCGGAAGCCGUCACAAAACGAGAGUGCCUCUAAGGGUCUGGGGGAGGCCCGAAGACAGCAGCAGCAGCGGGGCCGCUGUGGACACAGGAGACACACCCUCACCAAUGGCGUGGACUAUGGCAUGCUGCAGCAAAUGAAGGAGUUAGAAAAAGAGAAGGAUUUUCUGCUGCAAGGGCUGGAGAUGGUAGAGCAGGCCCGGGAGUGGUACCACCAGGAGAUCCACGUCCUGCAAGGACGCCAGAAGCAGCUGGGCAAAAGCAAAGUUCACAGUGGCUUGCUUGCUGAAGGCAGUCCCGCCAAGCCUCCAAACGCCUGUCCUGCGGCUGUGAACAGCCCCGAAUGUGCAGCAGCGUCCUCCCCUCCGCUGGCGGGGCCCCAGCAGACCAUCAACAUGUUGAAGGAACAGAACCGGCUCCUGACCAUGGAGGUGACGGAUAAGAGCAAGCGGAUCACCCAGCUGGAGCAGGAGAAGUCAGCCCUCAUCAAGCAGCUCUUUGAAGCUCGGGCCCAGAACAACCGGGAAACCAACCAGUUGGAUUCCACCUUCAUCUAG
This is a messenger RNA of Gekko japonicus, 1191 nucleotides long. RefSeq names its product suppressor APC domain containing 2 (gene SAPCD2). The transcript has 7 exons. The record is from RefSeq and is a predicted model, not a curated record. NCBI's taxonomy places the organism in Eukaryota, Metazoa, Chordata, Lepidosauria, Squamata, Gekkonidae. Bases 1 to 1191 code for a protein of 396 amino acids.